UCUCUCUUCGCCUAAUCCGCGACCUGACUAUAUAGCCCAAACUGUCGAGAAGGAGUUAAAUCACCUUCGCCUCUCCGAUGAUUGCGACUACAUGAGCGAUUGCAGCUGGGCGAUUACCUGUCGAAGUUAGUCUGUACCCAGGGAAGCACCACUUCCGCUGACGUCAUCACGGCGACACGUGGAUCCAAGAUGGCGGCGGCGAUGAUUUGCCUGCCAUGGUCUGUGCUACUACUUUCUCUCACAUGUCAAACAAGCGCCUUUUAUGUCCCGGGUGUUGCGCCAAUCAACUUCCACCAAAACGACCCUGUAGAAAUCAAGGCUGUGAAGCUCACCAGCUCCCGAACUCAGUUACCUUAUGAAUACUACUCAUUGCCCUUCUGCCAGCCCAGAAAAAUAACCUACAAGGCAGAAAAUCUGGGAGAGGUGCUGAGAGGGGACCGGAUUGUCAACACCCCUUUCCAGGUUCUCAUGAACAGUGAGAAGAAGUGUGAAGUUCUGUGCAGCCAGUCCAGUAAGCCAGUGACCCUGACAGUGGAACAGAGCAAGCUCGUGGUCGAGCGCAUCACAGAAGACUACUAUGUUCACCUCAUUGCUGACAACCUGCCUGUGGCCACCCGCCUGGAGCUGUACUCCAACCGUGACAGUGACGACAAAAAAAAGGAAAAAGAUGUGCAGUUUGAACAUGGCUACCGGCUUGGCUUCACAGAUGUCAACAAGUUCUACUUGCACAAUCACCUCUCAUUCAUCCUUUACUACCACCGGGAAGAUAUGGAAGAGGACCAGGAACAUACAUACCGUGUCGUCCGCUUCGAGGUGAUUCCCCAGAGCAUCAGGCUGGAGGACCUCAAAGCAGAUGAGAAGAGUUCGUGUACCCUGCCUGAGGGUACCAACUCCUCACCUCAAGAAAUUGACCCCACCAAGGAGAAUCAGCUAUACUUCACCUACUCUGUGCACUGGGAGGAAAGUGACAUCAAAUGGGCCUCCCGCUGGGACACUUACCUGACCAUGAGUGAUGUGCAGAUCCAUUGGUUCUCUAUCAUUAACUCCGUCGUGGUAGUCUUCUUUCUGUCAGGCAUCCUGAGCAUGAUUAUCAUUCGGACCCUCCGGAAGGACAUUGCCAACUACAACAAGGAGGAUGACAUUGAAGACACAAUGGAGGAAUCUGGGUGGAAGCUGGUACAUGGUGACGUCUUCAGGCCGCCCCAGUAUCCCAUGAUCCUCAGUUCCCUGCUGGGCUCAGGCAUUCAGCUCUUCUGCAUGAUCCUCAUCGUCAUCUUCGUGGCCAUGCUUGGGAUGCUGUCGCCCUCCAGCCGGGGAGCUCUGAUGACAACAGCCUGUUUUCUCUUCAUGUUCAUGGGGGUGUUUGGUGGAUUUUCUGCUGGCCGUCUGUACCGCACUCUAAAAGGCCAUCGAUGGAAGAAAGGAGCCUUCUGUACGGCAACGCUAUACCCUGGUGUGGUUUUUGGCAUCUGCUUCGUACUGAAUUGCUUUAUCUGGGGAAAACACUCAUCAGGAGCGGUACCUUUUCCUACCAUGGUUGCUCUGCUCUGCAUGUGGUUUGGGAUCUCCCUGCCGCUCGUCUACUUGGGCUACUACUUCGGCUUCCGCAAGCAACCAUAUGACAACCCUGUUCGUACCAACCAGAUUCCCCGGCAGAUCCCUGAGCAGCGGUGGUACAUGAACCGAUUUGUGGGCAUUCUUAUGGCUGGGAUCCUGCCCUUUGGCGCCAUGUUCAUCGAGCUGUUCUUCAUCUUCAGUGCAAUCUGGGAGAAUCAGUUCUAUUACCUAUUUGGCUUCCUGUUCCUUGUUUUCAUCAUCCUGGUGGUAUCCUGUUCACAAAUCAGCAUCGUCAUGGUGUACUUCCAGCUGUGUGCAGAGGAUUACCGCUGGUGGUGGAGGAAUUUUCUGGUAUCCGGGGGAUCUGCAUUCUACGUCCUGGUCUACGCCAUUUUUUAUUUUGUUAACAAGCUGGACAUCGUCGAGUUCAUCCCCUCUCUCCUCUACUUUGGCUACACUGCCCUCAUGGUUCUGUCCUUUUGGCUGCUCACGGGCACCAUUGGCUUCUAUGCAGCCUACAUGUUUGUCCGCAAAAUCUACGCUGCUGUGAAGAUAGACUGACUGGGAUGGACCAUGGCCAGGCCCACUCCGUCCUUGGACAGGAAGCCACCCUGUGUGGGGAACUGCAGGCACUCAAAAUUAAAUAACUCCUGCUCAUUCGGAAUCUAACUCCUGGCACAGUGUUCCUGGAUCCCGGGGCCUUGUGGAGGGCGGGAGGGCCUGUAGAUAAAUCUUGCAUUUCUCUUCAUCUUAUACAGGUUUUGUGGGGGCUGAAUUUUUUGUGGGUUUUUUUCUUCAGUGCUCAGAAAGUUCCCUUUAGUAGGAACUCUCUGACCUGUCUGUUCAGGUUUAUUUUGGUUUGGGGUUUUUUUCCUUAGUUUUUUUAAACGAAUGGAUCCAGGAUGGAUAACUCCACCAAAAUACUGGGUUUGGUCACUGUGUCCACCUCAGUUCCUCAGGAACUGUUGGCCACCCCACAGCUAACCAGAAGAGGAGAGGCUUAGGCCCCAGUGACAGUUCUGAGCCUCACCAUGGAUGCCACGACACUGUUCUAUUCCAGCCUGGACAGCCCCCUCAGUGCCAAGCAACCUCUCUCCCCACCUACUUCUCUCUUGCCUAGCUUCCUCCCAGGCCUCCAAGGUAGAGCUUCCAGCCAGCCCUCUGAGCCACCUUUUCACAAGGAGCAAGCCCAAGACUCGGGGGUUACAAGGAAAGGCCCUGGAAGCACUGGGGCGGGCUCCCUAGGGCAGCAGGAACCCCCCAUCAGAGCAGCUGGAGUCUGUUAACUAAGGAGGAGGAAGAGGAGAGACUUGCAGUGAACUGUUCUUGUGCCAAGAAACCCUGGAUCCGGAGCCAUGGAUUUGUAGAGCCAAGCAUUCACCUGUGACCGGGAAGGGAUGGCUAACACCACUAGGGCCCUUGCCCCUCAGGACUGCUCCCAGUUCUUUCUUCAGGGGCUGCCAAUCUUUCCAAAGAGCUGGUGGUGAACCUUCUGCUUCACUUCCAGGGGAGAACAAGGAGGCCUAGAGACCUCACAUCCCCUCCUCGAGGUGGCUGGCCAGAGCCUUCUCUCCCUAAAGUCCCUUGGCCUCAGUGUUUCUGCUCGUUUCUUUUAGCCAGACUCAUGCCCCCACCUCCCACCUGAGUUAUAUUGGGACACCCAGAAAACUCCUGGGAGAAGGAAGUUUUGUCAUUCCUUCCCCAUUUCCCAGGAAGAGCAAGAAGUCCAGUGUCCCCAAGCUGAGAGGAGGAGACUCGUGGCUGCCUGACUCUUCUGCAGAGCCCUGCUCUUCCCAGCCACAGGCCACCUGUGCAAGUCACAGACAUUGGCUCACAAAUUGUAAAACUAUGUUCACCCAGGAUUAGGGUUUAAAUAAUAGCCUCUUGUCCUUGCUGCAGCCCACCACGAGACAAAUCUCAGGAUGUAGGUUAAGCAAGGAACACCCACACACGGCUCCAGUCUCCAGGGCCUCUGCCAGCUCUGUCAGUCAAAUUGGUGAGCUUCUGAGUCUUGCCUCCUAGUGAUUCUGCAGUACCAAGCAGCAUCUAUCAGGAAUCGGGUUGGAGAAGAAAGAACCCAAGCAGCAGAGAAUGAUACCGGAGUCUUUUGUUCAUUCAAAUCUUGGAUUUUUCCCUCCAUAGGAGAUUCUUUUUGGGGGGAGUGAGGAAAUGGACUCCACAGAGGGUUCAAACAUUGUCAAUUUUUCUGACUUUUUAAAUCAUCGUCAUUAUUUUUAAUUUAAAAAAUGCCUGUAUGCCUUUUUUGGUCCAAUUGUAAAUAAAAGUGCCAUUGUGCUGGUA
Molecule: messenger RNA, 3858 nt
Organism: Cavia porcellus (domestic guinea pig)
Lineage: Eukaryota; Metazoa; Chordata; Mammalia; Rodentia; Caviidae
Gene: Tm9sf4
Product: transmembrane 9 superfamily member 4
Exons: 18
Coding region: 190-2118 (642 amino acids)
Biological process (GO): protein localization to membrane
Cellular component (GO): membrane
Source: RefSeq, a predicted model, not a curated record